Molecule: messenger RNA, 1825 nt
Organism: Paraphaeosphaeria sporulosa
Lineage: Eukaryota; Fungi; Ascomycota; Dothideomycetes; Pleosporales; Didymosphaeriaceae
Exons: 2
Coding region: 142-1365 (407 amino acids)
Source: RefSeq, a predicted model, not a curated record
GCCUGGGAACAUGGAUACCGUGACUAACGUUGGAUUCGGGAUUUCCAGCCCAACUUCAACUUCAACUUCAACUUCAACUUCAACUUCAACUUCAACUUCAACUCCAGCCGUGCAUAGACACACCCCACUAGCACCGCCCAAAUGCCACCUCUCCCCAGCCCCGCCCUUUCGAUCCUCACUGACGACCUGCGUACCCUUCUCGCCCCCACGCCCUACGCCUGCACCUCCCUCACCCAACUUCCCGGCGGCACAACCUCCUUCGUCUUCCUUGGCGUGCUCGCCACGCCUCUAGUCCUCACUCCCCCCUCCGGCGCCCAAAGAACCGAGGAACGCGUCAUCGUAAAGCACGCAGCGCCAUUCGCAUCGUGUCAUACCGAGUUUCUCGUGGAUGCAGGGAGGGUCGCGUACGAGGCUGCGAUGCUGGGUGCGCUGAGUGGGUUUCACGGAGUCAAACUCCCCGAGGACAAGAAUAGGGGGGAAGGGGCUGACGUGCAAGUGCCGGAAGUCUACUUCUAUGAUGAUCGCGCUAGGAUGCUCGUCAUCCAAUACAUCCCCUCCGCGGCCCCGCUUCAUACGGCUCUCGAAUCCCUAAGCAGCGCUGAGGCAGACUGCAUGGGCCGUGCGCUGGGGACGUGGUUGAAGCGGUUUCACACCUGGUGUGAGGAGCAGGCUGGGCUGAAGGAAGUGUUGGGUGGGAAUGAGGAGGAGGUUAAAUUAAAGUGGAAACUGACAUGGGUACAGGGCACGGGGGUAUUGGAUAGGCUGGGAGAUGUAGUGGGAGAAGAAGAGAGAGGGGCGUGGUAUGCUGCGAGGGACAGGGUGUGGCAAGAGAAGCAGAGCCCGGGCGUGUUACAAAGGGGAGUCGUGCAUGGGGAUUUCUGGGUGGGGAAUAUUCUAAUGCCCACUCCCCUCCCCAACCCAGAUGAAACCAGAAGCCUACAGCUCCACGUCAUCGACUUCGAAUUCUCUCACCUCGCACCCCUCUCCACCGACCUCUCCUCCUUCCUUGGCUCUCUUCUCGAAAUCUACUACAUCUCUCCGUCCCCGCUGACUUCCAUUGAACCCCUACUCACCGCUUUCCUCGCCGGGUAUGGAUCCUUCAGCGAGGACAUGAAAUGGCGCACUCUUAUUCAGACCGGGGUCUUCGUGGUCAACUGGUGGAGUCGCGGGCCGCCCGGGCGCGGGGAUGUCGAUGCUGAGACCAGGAGAAGGGGCCGGGAGUUGGUCAGGAUGGGGGUGCGGUGGGUGAAGGGCGGAUGGGAGAGGGAUCACACUGUAUUCAAAGGGACGCAGUUAGAACGGAUAGCCACGCAAGGAGCGAUGGAUGAGGUUGCAAUAAAGGUGAUAGACGUAAUAGAUGAGUAAAACAAGUAUUUUUGAAGGGGGCGCAGGUACUGAUUGAAAAAUAGGAAAGUUAAAUGCAGACCCUACUGCGAAAAUCAACGCUAAAUUGUGACCUUGCGGAUAGGAUGGAGGCGCUGAAGCUACUAUAAGAAGAGGGACAGGCGCUAGCGAGCGUAGAAUGCAUACCGCACUGGAAGGAUGCGACCAGAAGUUGAGUCUGAGGGAUGUAAAAGAGUAGUUAUCUUGAGGAUAGAUAAGUGAGCAUUUAUUUCUCUAGGAGAGAAAAGUCAGGAAAAGCGUAAUGACCCGGAAGGAGACAUGGUAAGGAUAUGACCGCUCCUUAGUUAUGCUUGUUGCGAAAUGUAACAGUGGAUAACCCAAAUCCUACGAGGGUUAGGGGUUCCUCGCGGUGUAGAGAAGGCUCUCCUGGCAUAAGCUUAGCCCCUGUAAGAAAAUAGUAGGUCAAGUAAUACUAUCAGAG